Anopheles darlingi is the source of this 1866-nucleotide messenger RNA. RefSeq lists its product as uncharacterized. Gene Ontology annotation, cellular component: phosphatidylinositol 3-kinase complex. Gene Ontology annotation, molecular function: 1-phosphatidylinositol-3-kinase regulator activity. The transcript has 3 exons. Lineage: Eukaryota; Metazoa; Arthropoda; Insecta; Diptera; Culicidae. Gene Ontology annotation, biological process: intracellular signal transduction; phosphatidylinositol phosphate biosynthetic process. Bases 238 to 1389 code for a protein of 383 amino acids. The record is from RefSeq and is a predicted model, not a curated record.
CUUCAUUCACGACCACAGUGUCAACGAAAUGGUCAAGUGGAAUAUAGUGACUAGCGUUAAUUCAGGUUGCAUGGUUGUGAAGAUUCGCCUUUAGUUGUGUUCUAUAGUUAAGAAUGUCCUCACUAGCGAAGGCGAAACGUUCACAACGGCCGUACCCUGGUGUGAGCGAUUUGAGUUUCCGUGAAAAAGUGUCUUAAGCACUGGUGGUUUUUAGGUAUCUGGCUGUGUUGCCCAGACAUGGAUUCCGCGACGCGGCCAUCGGCGACCGCGAACGACCGCGAAACCCCCUCGGAACGGAUAACAUCAUCCUCCACCGUCCCGCGGCCGUCGUCAUCGCCAGCGGAUGGAGUUUAUCGGUUCAACUGGUUUCUGUCGCUGCGCCGGAAACGCUCCUCACCGCCCCAGACGAGCACAGGAGCCGCGAGCAGCAUAAAAAAGAAUGACGGAGGAGGUGGUGGUGGCCAGACGGGGGUCAGACGGAAGGACGAUUUGUUUACAAGCGAAAACCACGGAAGUGUUUUCUACACGCUGCGCAAGCGGUUCCAGAAGAAGUUCACCUCCGUCAAGGUAAAGGCGUACGAGCCGGAUGUGGCUUCCGGUGUCACCAACAGUAGCGCCUCGGCCAGCUCCACGAACGCUGCCAACCCCCCGCUCCGCGAUUCGGACGCGGAGUUUGCCCGGAUCGUUAUCGAACGGCACACACAGAACCCGAUUCGCUUCUCGUCACCUAACGCAAACCUACCUGUGAUAAUGAAUAGAGAUACUGUACCAAAUACGGGCGCCGUACAGGGCUCCGAUAAUGCCGGCGAUCCGUCGGCGCGCGUAGACAGCCAGCAGGAGCAGGGCGAGGAAGCGGAGGGCGAGUGUCGGCCGUCGCUGGAUGAAACGAUGGAACGGAUGCGCAUCGAUCUGCUUCAGUACGGGUGGUACUGGGGCAAGCUAACCCGAUCCGCUGCCCAGAAACGACUCGCACGCCAAGUGAACGGUACGUUCCUGGUGCGCGAUUCCCAGACGGAGAAAUAUCAAUUCACAGUUAGCUUCCGUAGUUCCGGCAUUACGCUACACUGUCGUAUCGACUUUAAAAACAACUACUGGUCAUUUUCGGGUUUGACUACUCCGAGCACGUACGCAACCAUGAUCGAGUUGGUUGAGGACACGAUGAAAAAGUCCGAGUUCGGUGUGAUCGGUUACGUGAAACAGAACUCACCCCUGAUGCCACCGUUUCCGGUGCGACUGACGAAGCCGAUCAAUCGGUUUUACGAAGUGUCCACUUUGCAGCAUUUAUGUCGUUUCAUCAUACGGCAGAAAAUCGAUCCCAAGGACAUAGCCAUGCUCCCGCUGCCGGUCAAGCUGAAGCAAUACGUAGAAGAAAAUUUCUACGAUCUCUAAAGCCUCGAAGGGCUGUCGCAUCGGACUGCGGCCCGGCCGAGACGAGUAAACGCAAAAGAAAUCUCAAAAAAUGAUCAUUAACUCAUAAGUGAAUAGCAAAGAAACAAAUCCAACAUCCUAUGCUAGGGCAGGAGAGAAACAAAACGCACAACUGAUAAAGGCGCUCAUUUUAUCGCAUUUCAUUUUAAAUUUGUAUGUUCUCUCUAUAUCUCUUUCUAUCUCUUGUUGCGUUAGCAUUUUUACCCCCCAAGACUUCCUAAUAAUGAUAUAGUCCCUCCCUGACCUCCCUAGAACUAGCCGCAGGCUUAACGAUAUUUUUGACCAAGAUGUCGUCGUAUAUCGGUAAAAAACUCCUCUUUUCUUGUUAACAUUGUAUCACCAAAGAUAAAGAAGGUUGAAAGUAAGGAAACGAUUUAAUAAGCGAGCAAUGCAAACUAAAAUAAAAUCGGGACAAACGCAAAUCGAGCGCUCCUGGCU